GUCGUGCAGUGCACAGGCAUUUCUUUUUUUGAAGGGAGAGAGCAAUGCUCAGUCUACUGACAGGCGAGCCAGAAGACACACGAGCAGUCAGGACAUAUUCUCAUAGCACUAGCAGAGGGUAACACCAGCAGUGGGUCGUCUGAACCCCAUUUUCACUCUCCUGGGUGUCACUGCUCCUGAAUGCACAUUCAACCUCCUCUACUGCUGGCAGUGAGGAACCACAGAUGCACACAACCACGGGCUUUUCAACUCUGCAUCUUUCUCAACACUUACACCAAAGCUCUACCCACGGGAAGAGGACACACAUGCUUCAUUGACAGAACUGCAGGUGGUUUAGGUUUGAUUUGCUGGUGGACUUGGAAGUUUUUUUUUGUUGUUUUUUUUUCUUUGCGGUGAGCUGUGGUGUCUUUGGAGCCAGUAUGUUCCCUAUUAUUGUGGCAUGUUUGGCAUUCAUCCUGCUGAGUUCAGGACAGGCUCAGGUUGCCACACAGACUCAGGGUGAAGGGCAGGACAGCUCUUCCACCCCUUGGAGGCAGGUGAUUCAGUGGGAGAACAAUGGCCAGGUUUUUAGCCUGCUGAACAGUGGAGCUGAAUACAUUCCUGCUGGUGCAGGGACCCAGGACAGAGGUCCAAGGGUGGUUGUGGCAGAUUCUCAUCCACGCUCUUCACGCAGACCUCAAGGAGGCAACGUCCGCAGGCAGGCUCCAUCAAGAGGAUCCUCUGAAACUGUCCGUGGACAGGCAAGGCAUCCUUUUGGCUUUGGGCAAGUGCCUGAUAACUGGAGACAAACCACAGGUAGCACAGGAAGUAGCCAAUUCCAGGGAUCCUCCAGUAGUCGAUUCAGACCAUCCACAGGCUCUUCCUCAGUAUCAUCAUCGUCUUCCUUUUCUUCAUCUUCAUAUAAUAUACCAACCUAUCUGCAGUACCCAUUGCCUCAACAGCCUCCCUUCCAACCAGCGCCUUAUGACCCUAGUUUUGGGGAUGCAUCAGUCAGGAGCUACGAGCCACCAUUUCAGCCCGUUAUUGGUGGAGGGUAUGGUGGAACAGGAUAUGGUGCUGGACGAGGGUAUACUGGAAGUAGAUAUGGAGUUGGUUUGAGCCCAGUUCUCCCAGGCUCUCCUUCUGACUUUACUGAUGAUGGCUAUCGUUACUACCAGUCCUAUGGCUAUGUGUCCAAUCCUGUAGCUCCUGCACGUGCUCCCCAGCCACCGUUUACUGAUGGUCUGGACCGCAGAUACACUCACAGUCUCUACAACGAGGAAUCUGCUCCUGCCGUCCCUGUUCCUGAUGCCAACCAAGCCCCUCCUGUAAUAGUAGACAGAUCAGGCCAACCACCAGUCAGGAGUCCUCAGUAUGAACAGUUUCCUCCAUUUGGAAGACCCCAGCCUCCUUUCUUACAGUCCAUUCCUUCAGGCAGAAAUUCUCUAAAUUCCGCCAAUGAGAACCCGAGUACAAAUGUCGUUAGUGUGUACCGGCCAAAUCAGAGAGGUUUGCCUGACUUGGUCCCUGAUCCCAACUAUGUCCAGGCUUCCACAUAUAUUCAGAGAGCCCACAUGUACUCUCUUCGUUGUGCUGCUGAGGAAAAAUGUCUGUCAAGCUCUGCCUAUAGCUCUGAGACCAUUGACUAUGAUGUGAGGGUCCUGCUGCGAUUCCCACAGCGAGUGAAGAACAAGGGCACUGCCGACUUCAUGCCAAACAGGCCACGUCAUACCUGGGAGUGGCACAGCUGUCAUCAACAUUACCAUAGUAUGGAUGAGUUCAGCCAUUAUGAUUUACUUGAGGUCAGUACUGGCCGUAAAGUUGCAGAGGGACACAAGGCUAGCUUCUGCCUGGAGGACACCACCUGUGACUUUGGUCACCUGAAGCGUUACGCCUGCACUGCUCACACUCAGGGUCUGAGCCCAGGCUGCUAUGAUACUUACAAUGCUGAUAUUGACUGCCAGUGGAUAGAUAUUACUGAUAUCCAACCAGGAAACUAUAUACUAAAGCUCCAGGUUAAUCCCAAGUUCUUGGUGCUGGAGUCAGACUUUACCAACAAUGUGGUUAGGUGUAACAUUCACUACACAGGACGGUUUGUUACAACUAAAAACUGCAAGAUAGCACAGUCUUGAUCAGACACUGGAAGGCUGCCACAUUAGAGUGACCCUGAUCACUAUUCCAUUGAAAUGUGAAUGGAAUCCUUUUGUUGUUGGUUCAUUGUUGGUGUUUGUCUCUGCUUUUUGCACUGUUUUGGGAUCUCAGGCAGACAAAUAGCAAGGGUUCCACCAAUGCUGAGAUUCUGUUAAAGUAGUAGUACAUGCAUGCACUGCUGCAUAAUGCAUAUUGCAUGUCACUAUCCCAAUAAUGAACCAACAGUUCACUUCCCUGCAAUCUGUUCUUUAAUACUACCCACACAUACAUAUCUCAUAUUGCUGCAGCACCCGUCUGGCUUGGUGACAUGCUAGGACACAUCAUUGACUUUCAAAAGAGGUGUUUAUAUUUGUGUAUAUCCGCACAAACAUCUAUGCCCUGCCACCCCCGCAGAGUGGCUUUGUUUGAAUUAUAAAAAGCAUGAAAUUGUGCCCAUGCUGAAAUGAGUGUUCCAGACAAGUCAGGGUUCAGCUGGAAUCCAACAAAUAAAAUUAGUGGACAAAGUCUUCCCAGGUGCAUUCAUCCAUGCAGUGUGGGAGCAGACAGAGAUGCCCAGUGACUCAGAAGAACUAUAAUGUGUUAGUUUUUUUUUCUUUCUCUCUCUUCACUGCCUCAGUGGAUCAGGCUGGGAUACUGUGAUUCUCUGGGCGCAUCCUGUUUAAUGUUGUGUUAACAGCAAGAGGAAGACAGCAGGUCAUAUUUGCAUUUGGCAACAUCAAAUUGGAAGUCAGCAAAAAGACAGACUGUCAGUACUGGAUGCUGUAUUCCUCCAAAACCUUAAAUAUUUGAGUUGUGUCCCCGUUUCUCCUUUCUUAUUUCAGUUAAACAGUAACAGGAAGCUCAGCUGGCAGAAACAGGUGCUUUCCAAUAAAUAAGAUUUAAAGUAUUGUAAGCUGUAUACUUACACUUUCUUGUGGUCUCUUCUCCAACCACCAGCACUGGUCAGAUGGCACACAGGUCAUCUAUACCGUGUGAAGAAUGUAUAUACAAAUAUUCCAGUGAUGCAUGUCUUUAAUAAUGGACAUUGUUUUGUUAUAACUGUAUCCAUUUUGACCUAUUACUGUAAUUGUGAAAUUCAGUGAAUAUAUUUUUUUUUCUUUCUCGAUAAUCUGAAUUAUUCAAAUAGUAUAUGUUGUUGGAAAAAACACACUACUGCUAUUCCUUAGUAUUAUAAUGCAGAGUGCCAGAAAGCUGUCACUACCUACCUCUCCAACUCAGUGAGCUGUUGUUUUGAAAUGAUAUCCCUGCAGUGGUUUUCCGUGGCUGCCUACCAAUCUGUUGCAACACACAGGUAAAACCCUCAAAUCGGUUGGCAAUAUCGGUGAACAAACAAUCCACAUUGUGACUGAAGGAAAAAUUGUUUCGGUUCUUAGGAUUUCAGCUCUGGAUGAUUCAAUGAUACAUGUUGUGUGUUUAUACGAUCUGUUGCUUUUUAUAGAACUGAAGCACGAGGAUAAGUGGAAGAUCUGUUUACAGUGCAGACAAACAAACUCGUAUUAUUUUUACACUGAAGUCAGUAAUAGCUGGCAUUUUUCCAUCAUGCCUUUAGCAAAACCAUGCCUUUUAAUACAUUCAGCAGUGUGCUGAUCAAUUUCUCCAUGCAAUAUUUACAACUGAUCUACUAUCAAAAAAAGCCAAAAAGAAUUUUUUUUUUCUUGCUGAUGCAGGUUUGAUGAUUGAUUGUACUUGAUUGUACCUAAAGA
This is a messenger RNA of Archocentrus centrarchus (flier cichlid), 3833 nucleotides long. RefSeq names its product lysyl oxidase-like 1 (gene loxl1). Lineage: Eukaryota; Metazoa; Chordata; Actinopteri; Cichliformes; Cichlidae. The record is from RefSeq and is a predicted model, not a curated record. The transcript has 7 exons. The coding region runs from base 420 to 2111 and encodes 563 amino acids. Gene Ontology annotation, biological process: collagen fibril organization; peptidyl-lysine oxidation. Gene Ontology annotation, molecular function: protein-lysine 6-oxidase activity; copper ion binding.